UUCAGUUCAGAUCGGAAUAAGAGCUUCCCUGUUCAACAAACAUAUAAAUUGUGCCGACUCACUUACAGGAGGGAGCUGCAGAAAUCUAUCCCAAACACUGAUCGUCAGAGGUACGAUGGACUGCUGUGGUCUACUAACUGCUCAGAAGGAACCAGUUCCUCUGAAGAGCAUUGAGGUGGAGCUGGAGGUGAAGGACCAUGUGGCUACACUGGUCUCCACUCUGAACUACGAGAACAAGGAGGACAAACCAAUAGAGGCUGUUUUUGUCUUCCCUCUGCCUAGAGAUGCUGCUGUCUGUCAUUUCAGUGCUAAGAUUGGACAGACGGAGAUUGUAGCUGAGGUGAAGGAGAAACAGCAGGCUCGUGAGGAGUAUGAUGAUGCUCUGAGCUCCGGUCAGCAGGCCUUCCUAUUGGAGGAGAGUGAGGAGAGUCCAGAUAUAUUCUCUCUGAGUGUGGGCAGUCUGCCUCCAGGAGAGAGCGCCUCCAUCAGGCUGGAAUAUGUCACUGAGCUGGCUGUGCAGGCUGAUGAUGGUCUGAGGUUUUGUCUGCCUGCUGUGCUCAACCCUCGCUACCAACCUCAGGGAAGUGGAGGCAGUGAAGGUGCCAGUGUCCAGGUGACCUCUGUCCCAGCCUCUCUGGUUCCCUACAGUCUGUCUUUUUCUGCCCGAGUGUCCUCUCCUCGUCCAGUCUCUAAAGUAGAGUCCAACUGUUCCCUGGACCCUCUCCAGUACCUCAACACAGAGCAGACCCAGGCCACGGUGAAGUUGGCUGCAGGACACAAGUUUGACAGAGAUGUUGAACUUCUGAUUUAUUACAAAGACGCCCACCAACCCACUGCUGUGGUGGAGGCAGGACAGGCCUCUGCCAAACCUGGCACUCUGAUGGGUGAUCCUGUAGUGAUGCUGAGCCUGUACCCUGAGUUGCCCCAGUCUGUGAUGUCUUCACUCUCCUCCUGUGGAGAGUUUGUGUUCUUGAUGGAUCGAUCUGGGAGUAUGAGUUCAUGUCUGAACAACAGCGAGAGUCAUCAGACUCGCAUUGGCAGUGCCAGGGACACUCUGCUGCUCCUGUUGAAGAGCUUACCCAUGGGCUGCUAUUUCAACAUCUACAGUUUUGGGACCAGCUAUGAACACAUCUUCCCUAAGAGUGUGGUGUAUAAACAGAAGACCAUGGAAGAGGCUCUGAAGAAAGUUGAGGUCAUGGAGGCAAAUCUGGGAGGAACAGAGAUCCUUGAGCCCCUCCAACAUAUUUAUAGCCAGCCCUGCAUUCCCAGUCAGCCUAGACAACUGUUUGUCUUUACUGAUGGAGCAGUGUUCAACACCAAGGAAGUGAUAAAUCUGGUGAAGGAGAAUUCAGGUUCUCACAGGUGUUUCUCUUUUGGGAUUGGGGAAGGGGCCAGCUCUGCUCUAAUCAAUGGGAUGGCCAAGGAAGGAGGAGGUCACGCUCAGUUCAUCACAGGCACUGACAGGAUGCAACCUAAGGUGAUGCAGUCGCUUCGAUUUGCUCUGCAGCCAGCUGUGGUGGAUAUCUCAGUCACAUGGGAUUUACCAAAGGAAGUGUCUGUUACUGUUCUCUCUCCACCAAUCACAGCACUUUUCCAGGGUCAAAGGUCACUGGUUUAUGGCCAACUCACUGGACAGAGUUCAGAGGCAGCAGAGGGCUGUGUGACGGUCAAGUACAGCCUGGCAGGUCAUCCCUCUCAGAACCAGCUCCGCUUCAGUCUCAAACCUGAAGGAGACACAGGAUCAACAGUCCACAGGUUGGGUGCUCAGACUCUGAUUCGCUCCCUGGAGAUGGAGGAGAGAGAGCACAGAGGACAGGGGGAUGGAGGAGUGAAGGAGAAGGUGGUGGAGCUGAGCGUCCAGUCAGGAGUGAGCAGCUCCUUCACAGCAUUCAUUGCUGUCAAUAAAGGCAACAGCGAGUCGAUUCAAGGACCUCUGGUGCGCAGAAAUGUUCCAACAGCCUUAGCUCAGUGUAAUCAGCUUCGUCAACGGUCACUGUGUCUUGUUGGGUCCAGCCUUAAGGCGGAUGUCAAGACCAAAAGCUUUCCGUUAAGACCAAGGAAAAUGCUGUCAACACCUGUCGGGACCAAAGGCUUUUUCUCUGGUCUUAACAAAAAGCUUGGUGCCUUUGACAGAUCUCAGAAACCUCAGGCGAAAAUGUUUAGUUCCAGUCACCAUCUGGCUGGAGGGAUACAGGUGCUUGCUUCGCCCUCCUAUGAUUUUGGUGCUUUCAGCUGUGAAGAAACUGAAGGCACCAUGCUCCAGCAGCCUUGCAGAGACACUUUACUGCAGCUGGUUUCCCUGCAGGAGGCCUCUGGCUGCUGGCCACUAGAUCCAGCUCUGGCUGUUGUGCUGGGAAAGAGCAGGGAGGAGGUGGAGACGUCAAAGCCUGCAUCGGUGAACCAGGAAGUGUGGGCCACCAUUCUGGCUCUGAUCUGGCUUCAUGGCUUCAAGAUGGACGCUAAGGAAGAGUGGGAGCUUCUGGCUAUGAAGGCUGUGUCAUGGCUCCGUGCUCAGAAAGCACCAUGUGUGGCAGAGUGUGUGGAAGCUGGAAAUAAACUGUUGGGUUCCAACGUGCAGAAAGAGGUCCUGGGACUCUGAGGUUUUCAUUGAACAGGCUGCUCUUUAGGAUUGGUGCACAGAAGCAGAUUUUCUCCAUCUUACAGCCUUUCCAUUGUCAACAUUGCACCAUAUUAUCUAGCUUGUAACAAUUCAGUCUUGUUCUAUUAUGUUUUCUAUUUCUAUUUUCUGUUUAUUGGUCUCUUACAUUGGUACCUGUUUUGCUUUUAUCAUUGGAUAGACUUUUCAGAACAGAACUGAAUCAAAAUUAAACUUAUAGCUUUAAACAAAAUGAGCACUAAUGUCUUCAUUAGAGACUCCACACCUGCUUUAGGUGUUGUGCAGUAAAGACUGUGUGAUACCAAGUGCAAGACUUGAAAUCCUUGAUCUGUCAGCAUACGUCUCUGGUCACAUUGUACCAAAUUAAAACUUCCUGCUUUAAUGAAGAUGUUUUUUCUGAUUAACCAACCAAAGAUUACUGGUUUUUUGUAAUGUUUAGAAGUGAUAAAGUCUACGUAUCUCUGAAAAUUUGAAGUUACCUGUUUGAUGCUUGAGCAGUAAAGCUGCACUAUAGCUCAUUAUUAAAACUGCUUACGUCGAGGUAAAUCAGAGAAUCCACUCUGAGGCUGUACAGUAGAGCCAACACUCAAUUCACAUCAGACAUCAAUGGCAGACUGAUUGCUCUACUACACCCUCACUUUUCUAAUUAUGAGUAAUUUGGUGUCCAAUGUUUAGAAAAACUCAGGAACGUGUCAUGAAAGCCAUCUCAUGAACAAAAUGUCAAACUAUAUUCCAAGUUAAAGAUCCAUCUUUGACACUUCCCUUUAGACCCGAGUCAAAAUCUCUUGUCUCCUUUUUGAUAUAAUGAGUUAUGAUAAUCCUGUUCUACGUUUCAGAGGAAUAUCAUACAAAUAUUUUAGCAAACCUGUAAUAUCAUCCCAAGAAUAACAAUGGGGCUAUGGUAAAAGUACACUCCCACAAUGCUCUGGGGACUGGAAAACUACCAUGACUGCCCAUUCAGAAUGUGUGUUCAUUCCUAUUCUCUCCCACUAGGUGGAGAUGAUGCAUCUAUUGUAACUGCUUCCCUGAUUUCUUUGCAUUUGAUAA
Toxotes jaculatrix (banded archerfish) is the source of this 3664-nucleotide messenger RNA. RefSeq names its product von Willebrand factor A domain-containing protein 5A-like. Lineage: Eukaryota; Metazoa; Chordata; Actinopteri; Toxotidae. The transcript is spliced from 19 exons. Bases 116 to 2599 code for a protein of 827 amino acids. The record is from RefSeq and is a predicted model, not a curated record.